Ostrea edulis (European flat oyster) is the source of this 951-nucleotide messenger RNA. RefSeq names its product complement C1q-like protein 2. NCBI's taxonomy places the organism in Eukaryota, Metazoa, Mollusca, Bivalvia, Ostreida, Ostreidae. The coding region runs from base 127 to 750 and encodes 207 amino acids. The record is from RefSeq and is a predicted model, not a curated record. Gene Ontology annotation, molecular function: protein binding. The transcript is spliced from 2 exons.
AUGCAUUACGGAACUACCUGGGUUUAUAUUGCUCUCUAGAUUUGCGUAAGAAAUGACGAAGUUAUCGGGGUAUAUAAACAGGAUCUUAGCAAUGUUACAAUCAUUAAUGCAGUGAUCUUGAGGAAAAUGAAGUUUGUAACUACCAUCAUCUAUUUCUGGUUCUCCGUGUGGCGCGUUUCUCCGUUCUCAACAACGGAUAAAAAGAUCCCAAAACAUGAACUGACAGACAUUAAAAACAGACUGGGGUCUCUGGAACAAAUGGUGGGACAGCUGAUUAUGCAAAAUUCUUCUCAAGAUGUUUUUAAAUUAUCCGAAUCUGCACGUCGAGAGGAACACGUGGCUUUCUCGGCGUACAAGAAUCAAACACAGACCGGACUCAACAAAAAACACAUUAUCAAGUUUGAGGGCACAGUACUGAACCUGGGCCACCACUACCACCCAGAGGACGGUAUUUUCGUUGCCCCGGUGUCGGGCGUCUAUCUGUUUCACUGGACUAUCAAUAACGAUGGCGAUUUUGCGUAUACAAACAUUUUGGUAGGUGGUAAAGUUAUUUCUACCACUACCACGUCUGUAGUUUCUGGACAUUAUAAUUCUGGAUCCGCCAUGGUGAUUGUUACCGUGCAGAAGGAUGAACAUGUCUGGAUACAGACCUGCUGCGGUUCUUCUAAUGAGGUGUACGGAAACACACUGGGUCUAGAAAACUCUUUCCAGUCCACGUUUUCGGGAACCUUACUUUUUUCAGUUGUAUAAAAUACAUGAUCCUACAGAGAACGCACUAAAAUGGCGACCGUUUUCAGCAUUAAAGUAGAGUAGAGAGAUAUUACACAGUUGGUUUGAAUUGGUGCCCGCUAUUUCACGUAAAAAUGAAGUGCUUUAACUAUACAAACAUAUGAAUUUAUUUUUAUUUUUACAGCACUUGGAAGAGUGUUUCAAAAAACACCUAUAACAGCU